Salarias fasciatus (jewelled blenny) is the source of this 1362-nucleotide messenger RNA. Its product is annotated as serum paraoxonase/arylesterase 2-like. The record is from RefSeq and is a predicted model, not a curated record. NCBI's taxonomy places the organism in Eukaryota, Metazoa, Chordata, Actinopteri, Blenniiformes, Blenniidae. The transcript is spliced from 9 exons. Gene Ontology annotation, molecular function: arylesterase activity. The coding region runs from base 46 to 1116 and encodes 356 amino acids.
GGCCGUACUACUGCGGCGGUAAACUAAACUUUUGCCCAGUUCAACAUGGCUGUCUCGAAGAAAGUGGUGCUUGCUGUCGUUGUCGGUGCCUUUGCAGCAUUCAUUGGACAUGCAUAUGUCAGAAUACAGAAGCUGCGCCUGGUUGACAGAGAGCUGCCUGUCAAGCACCUCAACUGUCACUACUUACAGGGCAUUGAUUAUGGAGCAGAGGACAUCACUAUACUGAAAGAUGGACUGGCCUUCCUGAGCACGGGGCUGAAGUUCUACGCUCUGCCGUCGUUCUCUGACGACCCAGGGAAAAUGUACAUUCUGGAUCUGCUGCACCCGAGGCCAACGCCAGUGGAGCUGCAAAUCAGAGGAGACCUGGACCUGAGCUCAUUCAACCCUCAUGGCAUUAGUGCUUACACUGAUCCAGCAGAUGACUCCGUCUACCUGUUUGUCGUCAAUCACCCAGAAGAUAAAAGCCAGGUGGAGAUCUUUAGAUAUGUUGCUGAGGACACGCUUGAGCACCUGAAGACCAUCAUCCACCCUUUACUCCACGAUGUGAACGACGUCCUCGCCAUCGGGGUCGAGAGCUUCUACGCCACCAACACUGGCUACUUUCAGAAUGAAGUUCUUCAACUCUUGAGCAUUGUCCUGAACUGGCCCUGGUGUGAAGUGGUGUUCUACAGUCCGGACGAGGUGCGAGUCGCCGCCAAUGGCAUUCUGGGUGGAAAUGGAAUCAACAUGUCCCCCGACCAGAAGUAUAUAUAUGUUUCAGACAUCUUAGACCACGAGGUUGAUGUUUUUGAGAGACAAGAAGGAGAGCGCUUGGUGUUUAUUAAGUCGGUCGGCGUUGGGACGCUCUGUGAUAAUAUCGACGUGGACCAGAAGACAGGGGACCUGUGGCUCGGCUGUCAUCCAAAUUCAGCAAAGCUGCUGCCGUUUAACCCCGAAGAUCCACCCGGCUCUGAGAUCCUGAAGAUCCAGAACAUCCACUCAGAGCAUCCUGUCGUGACUCAGGAGUACAUUGACGACGGACACAUAAUCAUGGGCUCCACCAUCGCCGCUCCCUAUGAGGGGAAGCUGCUCAUCGGCUCUGCCUUCCACAAAGCCCUGUACUGUGAUCUGAAAUAAUCAGUGUAUGUUUUCAUUGCGUGAUCACAGUCGUUUACAGCGUUGAAUUUCGCGACAUUCAUAAUGCAUAAAUAACAGUGCAGAGGUUCCAUCUUGAUCAACUGGAGGCUCAUUAUUUGCAGCUAAAACUUGAAAAAUCACUGAUCAGACACGGUCAGUGAAAGGCAGGAAAUCACUCCACAACACACUGUUUGAUUUCUAACAGUAUUUGUGAUGUUAUUAUUAUACAAAAUAUAACCAGCUAUC